CAUAUCCGUUUAUUAUAGGUCGCAAAACCUUUCUCUCUCACUCUCUGCUGAACAGCGAGUGAAAAUGAAUCGCCAGAAAUCUAUACUCUCAUUCUUCCAAAAGACCUCGCCGGAAAAUCGCACUUCCGGCGCUAAGCGAGACUCUGUUCCGUCGGUUCAACAAGCCAACCGUAACGACCGUACUGUCAAACCAGUCUUCAAUCCACCACCGUCGGCAGAUGACGUCAGAGGAACAGACACGCCGCCGGAGAAGGUGCCUCGUCAGGUUUUGCCGGCGAACUUUGCUCCAAACGCGAACAACUUCGGUUCGUCUCUGUUUGAGAGUAUCAUGCAUAAAUUCAUUAAGGUCGAUGAUGGCGAAAAAGUUAACCAGAGGAGCCAGUCAUCAAACCAUGAUAGCUUCCCCAAAUCGUCUUCAUCAUCAACUAUAUUUAAUAAUACUAACCGCAAAGGACAGAAGAAAGAAGCAGCAGCUGCAGCUUUUGAACCUGUCGUGAAAGCAAAAGAUAAUGCUGUAAAUUUCAAAGAAAAGGUUAACCAUGAAAACAUGUUCCUUGUUGAAAAUGACGGUGAUCUUACUGGACCAGAAACCCCAGGGAUGCAGCCUCUUGUUUCUCAUGUAAAGCGAAGUCGAGAGGAUGGAUCCAAUCUUUCUUCCUUGCGGGAUUCUGGCAAGCGAGUCAGAUUUCUCAAGGAUUCAAUGGCACUGGACAUGACAAAAAAGGAGUUAGAAGUGGCUAGCAAGUUUGAGUGGCUUGAUCCUUCUCGAGUUAGGGAUGCAAAUGGAAGAAGGCCCAGUGAUCCUUUAUAUGACAAGACGACACUUUAUAUACCUCCAGAGAUUUUAAGAAAAAUGACAGCAUCACAGAAACAGUAUUGGAGUGUCAAAUGCAAAUAUAUGGAUGUUGUGCUAUUCUUUAAAGUGGGAAAAUUUUACGAGCUGUAUGAAAUGGAUGCUGAAAUUGGCCAUAAGGAGCUUGAUUGGAAAAUAACAUUAAGUGGUGUGGGAAAAUGUCGGCAGGUUGGUAUAUCUGAAGGUGGGAUUGAUGAUGCUGUUCAAAACCUGGUUGCUCGUGGAUAUAAGGUUGGGCGAGUGGAGCAAUUGGAGACAUCUGAAGAAGCAAAAGCUAGAGGAGCUAACUCUGUUAUUCUAAGAAAGUUAGUUCAGGUAGUCACCCCAUCAACCAAUGUGGAUGGUAAUAUUGGUCCUGAAGCAAAUCAUCUUCUUGCAAUAAAAGAGGAAAGCAAUGGCUCGGAUAAUGGUUCAGUUACAUAUGGAUUUGCUUUUGUUGAUUGUGCUCGUCUUAGGUUUUGGGUUGGUUCUAUUGAUGACGACGCGUCCUGUUCUGCUUUGGGGGCUUUAUUGAUGCAAGUGUCACCCAAGGAAAUUAUAUAUGAAAGCAGAGGGGUGUCCAAAGAAGCUCAGAAAGCAUUUAGAAAAUUCUCUUUAAACGGUUCGACAACCCUAAAAUUGACUUCAAUGCAGUCGAUCACCGACUUGGUGAGCUCAGAAAUUAGUGAUUUAAUUCGUUCGAAGGGAUACUUUAAGGGGUCAUCUAAUUCACUGGAUCAAGUGCUGACCAAAGUGAUUCAUCGUGAAAUCACUUUGUCUGCUCUUGGUGGACUGAUAGGUCAUCUAGAUAGAUUGAUGCUAAAUGAGAUUCUACAGAACGGGGACAUAUAUCCAUACCAGGUUUAUAAGGGUUGCCUCAAAAUGGAUGGUCCAACAUAUGUUAAUCUAGAAAUCUUUGGUAAUAGCGAUGAUGGUGGAAAAUCAGGUACAUUGUACAAGUAUCUUGAUAACUGUGUUACUUCAUCUGGAAAGCGGCUUCUUAGGAACUGGAUCUGCUGUCCACUAAAAGAUGCUGAAGGAAUUAACAACAGGCUUGAUGUGGUAGAUAAUCUAAUAACUUGCCCUGAAAUUGUGUCUCAUAUUGCACAACAUCUUCGCAAGCUUCCAGAUUUGGAACUAUUGCUCGGCCGAACCAAGUCCAGCCUUCAAGUAUCAAGCCCUAUCUUACUGCCCUUAUUGGCAAAGAAAAUAUUGAAGCAGAGGGUGAAAGUGUUUGGGUCACUUGUGAAAGGCCUUCGGACUGCUUUGGGUUUGUUGCUUCUACUACAGAAAGAGCAGCUUCUAAUAUCAUCCUUGACCAAGGUUUUUAAACUUCCAAUUCUGACUGGCAGUGACGGGCUUGAUCAAUUUCUUACUCAGUUUGUAGCAGCUGUAGAUAGUGACUUCCCAAAUUACCAAAAUCACGAUGUUACGGAUUCAGAUGCCGAAACACUCACAAUACUUGCUGAAUUAUUUUUGGAGAAAGCUGCCCAAUGGUUUGAAGUUGUUCACGCCAUCAAUUGCAUUGAUGUACUAAGAUCCUUUGCUGUUACUUCUAGCUUUUCAUGUGGUACUAUGUCUAGGCCUAUCAUAGUUCCUACAUCAAAAUGUACAAGUAAAGAUAGUGGAAUGCCUGUGCUCAAAAUGAAGGGACUAUGGCAUCCAUUUGCCCUUGGAGAGAGUGGACGUGUGCCUGUUCCAAAUGACAUGAUCCUUGGUGAGAAUGAAGACGGGCAUCAUCCUCGCACGUUGCUUUUAACAGGGCCAAACAUGGGUGGAAAAUCAACACUUUUGCGUGCUACCUGUGUAGCUGUUAUUAUGGCUCAGUUAGGCUGCUAUGUGCCAUGCGAAAAUUGUGUUCUCUCAGUUGUGGAUAUCAUCUUCACACGCCUUGGAGCCACAGAUAGAAUCAUGGCAGGCGAGAGUACCUUUUUUAUUGAGUGUACUGAAACUGCAUCGGUGCUUCAGCAUGCUACUCAAGAUUCUCUUGUUAUCCUUGAUGAAUUGGGUCGGGGAACAAGCACUUUUGAUGGCUAUGCCAUUGCAUAUGCUGUAUUCCGGCAUCUGAUUGAAAAGGUUAACUGUCGCUUGCUAUUUGCGACACAUUACCAUCCGCUAACAAAAGAGUUUGCCUGUCAUCCACGCGUUACAAUGCAACACAUGGCUUGUGCUUUCAACUCAAAAUCUGAUACCUUUUCCAAAAGUGAUCAGGAGUUAGUUUUCCUAUAUCGGCUUGCCUCUGGAGCAUGUCCUGAGAGCUACGGAUUGCAGGUUGCCCUCAUGGCUGGAAUCCCAGAGAAAACUGUAAACAUUGCUUCAAAAGCUAGCCAACAGAUGAAAAAAUCAAUUGGAAAAAGCUUUAGGUCAAGUGAACAGAGAUCAGAGUUUUCAACUCUUCAUGAAGAAUGGUUGAAGACAUUGAUGUCUAUCUCACGAAUUGAGGAUUGUGAAUCUUUUGAUGAUGAUGUUUUAGAUACAUUAGUAUGUUUGCGGUAUGAACUAAAAACUUCGUUUAAAUCAGGCAACUAGAGAUUAGAGUGCAGCAGAUAGGACUAGUAAUCUCACUUUUACAGCAGUUUUUGUAAAUUUAUACUUAACUCCUCAGUUAAAAAAUACAUGUUUUCAGCUUGGGUAACAGUUGCUUAUUUAGGGGAAUUUUAUGGUACAUUAUUAAUGUUAAUUAGUAAUAGUGUGAGUUUGACCAUAUUUUAUAUUCAA
Molecule: messenger RNA, 3550 nt
Organism: Cicer arietinum (chickpea)
Lineage: Eukaryota; Viridiplantae; Streptophyta; Magnoliopsida; Fabales; Fabaceae
Product: DNA mismatch repair protein MSH7
Biological process (GO): mismatch repair
Cellular component (GO): nucleus; MutSalpha complex
Molecular function (GO): ATP binding; ATP-dependent DNA damage sensor activity; mismatched DNA binding
Source: RefSeq, a predicted model, not a curated record